Spinacia oleracea (spinach) is the source of this 1713-nucleotide messenger RNA. Its product is annotated as pentatricopeptide repeat-containing protein At5g48730, chloroplastic. The transcript has 3 exons. The coding region runs from base 57 to 1562 and encodes 501 amino acids. Gene Ontology annotation, molecular function: protein binding. The record is from RefSeq and is a predicted model, not a curated record. NCBI's taxonomy places the organism in Eukaryota, Viridiplantae, Streptophyta, Magnoliopsida, Caryophyllales, Amaranthaceae.
CCUCAACACUUUCGAAAGUUUAAACCAAAGUCGUCAAUUUUCCAAACAAAACUCCAAUGGCCAUACAGUCACUCGCGGCAGGACCCACCUUCCCAUUCCCGCCGCCAUCCAACCACCGCCCAACACCAUCCCGCAACAAACCCACAACCUCGCCUGGCCCCGACCGCCCUUCUUCAUCCUCAACUUCCAUUAAAAAAUGGGGGCCCCCACUUCCUGCAAUAAAGGAAUACACCAAAGAAAAGGAGAGAGAAUCAAAAGAGAGAAAAGAAGAAAUCAACAGUAAAAUUGCAUCCAGAAAAGCCAUUUCUGUGAUUCUUAGAAGAGAAGCUACCAAAGCUGUGCUUGAGAAGAAGAAAGGGAUUAGUUCUAAGAGGCUUUUACCUAGGACUGUUCUUGAAUCCCUUCAUGAACGUAUUACUGCUCUUCGUUGGGAAUCUGCUCUCAAGAUAUUUGAACUAAUGAGGGAGCAGUUAUGGUAUAAACCCAACUCUGGUAUUUACAUAAAGCUUAUUGUCAUGCUUGGAAAAUGCAAGCAGCCCCAGAAAGCUCAUGAACUGUUUUUAGCUAUGGUUGACGAGGGCUGCGUUGUAGACCAUGAAGCAUGCACUGCUCUGUUGUCAGCCUACAGCAGGAGCUGUCAGUUUGAUGAAGCCUUCGCGUUGCUUGAGCAUAUGAAGAACAGUAGUAAUUGUAGACCUGAUGUUUAUACGUACUCGAUCUUCAUAAAGUCUUGCCUCCAUGUUUUUGCCUUUGAUAAAGUUCGUAUGCUGCUUUCUGAUAUGGUGUCCCAGGGAAUCCCGCCCAACACAGUCACAUAUAAUACCUUGAUUGAUUCUUAUGGAAAAGCAGGAAAGUUUGCAGAAAUGGAAUCAAUACUAGCAGAAAUGCUUACUAAUCGGCAUUGUGAACCUGAUGUAUGGACCAUGAAUUCUACACUUAGAGCUUUUGGUAACAGCGGACAAAUUGAGAUGAUGGAGACAUGUUACGAGAAGUUUCAGGGUGCUGGAAUUGAACCCAACAUAAGAACUUUCAACAUACUGUUAGAUUCAUAUGGCAAAUCUGAAAAUUAUGAGAAGAUGAGUGCUGUUAUGGAAUACAUGCAGAAAUAUCAUUACUCGUGGACAAUUGUGACCUACAACGUGGUAAUAGACGCAUUUGGAAGAGCUGGGGAUUUAAAGCAGAUGGAAUUUUUGUUUAGGUUGAUGCAGUCAGAAAGGAUUAAGCCGAAUUGUGUCACAUUUUGCUCACUUGUCAGGGCUUACGGAAGAGCUGGAAUAGCCGAGAAAAUUGAGAGUGUUUUGCGAAUAAUUGAGAACACGGAUGUAACUUUGGAUAUCGUGUUCUUCAACUGUCUGGCGGAUGCAUACGGGAGGAUGGAACGGUUUGCUGAAAUGAAGGAAGUCCUUGAGAUGAUGAAGAACAAAGGAUGUAAACCUGAUAGUGUUACUUAUCGAACCAUGAUCAAAGCUUAUACUAUGGCUGGAAUGGCAACUCAAGCAAAGGAGUUGAGAGAUUAUAUUACAUCUUCAGAGGAUUCUUUGAGAUUCAAACACCCCAACUAAUGUAUGAAUUAUUAUAGAAAUCGAUAAUCAUAUCAAGUAUCAAGUAUAAUGUAGGAAAUAUAGCUAUUAUCUUAGGGUGAAAUGUAAAAUUAAUUUUGUCCAAAAUUUUAACUUGUGAAGUAAAUUUAUAUGGUACCCCUACUCGAUACAA